This is a messenger RNA of Pocillopora meandrina, 1089 nucleotides long. NCBI's taxonomy places the organism in Eukaryota, Metazoa, Cnidaria, Anthozoa, Scleractinia, Pocilloporidae. The record is from the annotation of a GenBank genome assembly.
AUGUGUGCACAUCAAGAAGCUUCCAGCGAUCUUCACACGGCACUACGCAACAGAUGCACAGAGACUGUAGUAACGGAGAGUUCAAUCACCGGCUGCUUGAUUAUAGCGGGAUUUCUAUCCGGUUUAAUUGUGUGCUCAGCGAUCUACAGAAAUGUAAGAUUGCGGUACACCAUUCACAUAUAUAUUUUAUCGUAUGCAAUUAUCGAUUUGGUGACAUCUCUUCUCGUUAUGCCGUUCACACUCGGCGCUCUUAUCAAAGGCGAAUGGGUGUCUUCCGAGUCCGCUUGCCAGUUUCAAGGCUAUGCUAUCUCGGUACUAGGCAUUUUCACUGUCCUUACCAUGACUCUGACCGCUUUUGACAGAUAUAUGGCCAGUUCACGCCUAAGUCAAUAUUGGACAUUCUUCAAACAAAGGCACAUCUGUAUUGUCCUUGCCGUUUUCUGGCUUUUUUCCUCCGCAAUUCCAUUGUCCUCUACCUUGGAUCGCAACGACUUUGUUUUUCACCCCGGUUAUGGCGUUUGUAGAAGCGAAGCCAAAAACGAAACUUAUCUUCGGGCGUCGAUUUUGAAAAUAGUCAUCUUUAUUGUACCUUCUGUUGUCAUUGCUAUAUGUUUCUACCGAGCGAAAUUAAAUAUUCAGCGGAGAUUCAAAGAUCCGAAACUUUGGGCUCAAGAAGGGCGAAUGGAAAAUUUAAAUGCUUGGAAAGACGAAGAAAACAAAACAAAGCUUCUAGCUGCUUUUAUACUAGGAACUCUUUUUUUCUGGGUCCCUGGUUACGCUUGCGACGUUGCCGACGCAUUCACAAACGAAAAGUUUCUCCCGCGCUCAAUCUAUUUGUUGAGCACGUUUCUCUUCAACGUCUCACAUUGCGUGAAACCGCUAAUUAUUGCGGCCAUAGAUGGAGACUUUGCCACGGAAUUUAAAAGAAUCCUCAAAUUUCGCAAAAUCAGGAGAGUUGUCGACGUAAAUGUGCAAGGAAACAAGCUUGGAGGAGAUCCAAAGUUUAUGCCGGAAACCAGGAAGUAUUAUUGCCAAACGGAAGAAGAUGAUGAUGCAAAUUUGACUAAGGCGAACGAGUCCAAUGUGUGA